Acytostelium subglobosum LB1 is the source of this 699-nucleotide messenger RNA. RefSeq lists its product as hypothetical. The annotation marks the transcript as partial. NCBI's taxonomy places the organism in Eukaryota, Evosea, Eumycetozoa, Acytosteliales, Acytosteliaceae. The transcript has 2 exons. The record is from RefSeq and is a predicted model, not a curated record.
AUGUCAGGGACUACUUCUAAAUAUAUAUUAUUAAUAUCUUUUAUAAUUUGUUUAUUGUUUAUUACUCCUACUUUAUCUCAAUCAAAGUCUGUUGAUGAACAUCACUUCUUUGGUACAUUCUCAACGAUACCACUGGCGACAGUGCAAGAGAACUCGAUACAGGGCAAUUUCUCACUUAAACUAUCUUAUGUCAACUCUACCAUUGUGUUGUAUUAUUACUUGGAUUUGAUCAAUGUUAAUGGUGAAUAUGUUGAACAGAGUACAAUAAGACUUGAGGGUCCUGCCAAGCCAGGUACAUCAUCAACCAAUCUCAGAACAUUGUUAUCAUUCUCCAAUGCAACGAGGACACCAAACGAGUUCCAUGGCACUGGUCAUAACUUGGUGGCACCAUUCUCUCAACAGUAUAUAGCAUUCAACUCGAUUGUACCUCAUCUGUUGGACAAGGCAGCUGCUGAACAGUUAUACAUCGUUUUCCAACCUUUAAGCUCAAGUGUACCAGUGACUCGUUCACAACUUAUUUAUACACAGUCGACUACCAACGGAGGACAAGUUGACACUGGAGGUAACAAUGGCAACCCUGGAAGUUCACAUGAUUCAUCAAACGAAGAUUUAUCACCAAACAGUGCACAUAGACUAUCAAGCAUAGUCGGUAAACCAUUCAUUCUUCUGUUCUUUAUCAUGUUCAUCUUCACCUUUAUA